Messenger RNA from Aureobasidium namibiae CBS 147.97, 1431 nucleotides. RefSeq lists its product as uncharacterized. The record is from RefSeq and is a predicted model, not a curated record. NCBI's taxonomy places the organism in Eukaryota, Fungi, Ascomycota, Dothideomycetes, Dothideales, Saccotheciaceae. The coding region runs from base 1 to 1431 and encodes 476 amino acids. The transcript has a single exon.
AUGAAGCUAGUGAAUGUUGCUGAACAAAUAAUAGAGAAUGCGAGACAACUCAUGCGCAGUCCGAACAUCAAUAUCUCUAUGGAUAAGACUUUGUCCAUUCUGGCUGCCAUCAACGAAAACACUGCCAGACUUACAAGUAUGGUGGCAUCGGCGAAUGAUAUCUCGGAGGAUUCGGUAGUAACUCGAAUGUCUUCGCUCGGCCAACCUAAUUCAGAAGUCAAGAAGUUACUGCUGUACUUCAAGGGAGAGCUAAGAGCUACAGUCCGAGAUGUUCUCAGCAGCACAUCUUCCGGCGAACCGAGAUACCUCAGGAUCUUAGAAGAAUGCUAUAAGCGCGCUCUUGAUGAUGUUUACUUUGAUUACAUCGACGAAGCAUUUCUUACGUCGCCUUACGAUCCAGACUACGAAAGCGAGCAGUUCUACGAGCACGAGGAUCGUCUUCAGAUCGAUGAAGAUUAUGCAGCCUGCUUUGAGGCGGAGCGUGAACGUAAGUAUGCGGAUCGUAUGGAAGCGAGAGAACAUACCAAGAGGAUCUGGAUCGAGUUCUGGUCACAGGCACUACAAAAACGUCCUGGUGGUCCGACACUGUUUAUACCUACAGACACUCUCGGCGCCAAUGACCUUCUUGAUACUUCAAGAUAUCUUUUCCGGGCUUUCGACUUAGCGAGUCCCGAAAGGACCGACGAUACAGUCGUGGCGUCUGCAGCAAGCGUAUACUCCGACCUUGAAGUCGACCAUUUCAACAUCCUUUCUUUAGACAAGGAAGAAGCCAAUUCUAGAUUACACAAUCAUCUCACCAAAGGUCUAUUUGGUGCUCCAGACUCUGAUAACCUUAUGUCCUGGAGCAAUUCGCUGCUUUUCGUCAUCCAAUACGCCAUCUGGAGAUCCGAGCAGCGCGGAUGGGCUCCAGAACAAGUUCAAAUCUGCGCAAUUGACACAACCAGAUUUCCCAAAGGACAGUUUGCACGAGAUAUGUGGUUGAUGCAGCAGUGUUACGACUCUUCCUUGGAACACAAUCCCCUUGACAGUUUGAUCUCACUUAGAAAGAAGACGGGCUAUUACAAUGGGGAGCACCUCUCUCAGGGAACAGUACACCACAAAGGACGUUCUUGCGUGUUUACCCUCCAGCACCUUAUUGUUGCUGGGCUAUGUGAGCUUUAUCCAGAGUUCGAUGACCUAGAAGGCAGAAUGGGAUGGACCAAUCGUGUUUUGACACUUCGCUCUAAGUGGUCUUCUACAAGCUCGACAACACAACGGGAUAUACAUCUGGCAAUUAAACUGGCAGAUUUGUGCUUCCCAGGGAUGCCACCAUUGGAUAUAGCCCUGAUGUUUCUGACAUUCAAACAUCGAAAGGUUCGAGAUAGCUUUCGGAUGAGAAUCAGUAAGUCUGGCUCGCACAGUUUCUACACCCACUGGAUGUUGCUGAAGUAA